Penicillium soppii is the source of this 6372-nucleotide messenger RNA. It is a transcript of the gene cch1, whose product is annotated as calcium channel protein CCH1. The record is from RefSeq and is a predicted model, not a curated record. The transcript is spliced from 3 exons. The coding region runs from base 1 to 6372 and encodes 2123 amino acids. Gene Ontology annotation, biological process: calcium ion import across plasma membrane. Gene Ontology annotation, molecular function: high voltage-gated calcium channel activity; calcium ion binding. Lineage: Eukaryota; Fungi; Ascomycota; Eurotiomycetes; Eurotiales; Aspergillaceae. Gene Ontology annotation, cellular component: voltage-gated calcium channel complex; membrane.
AUGGCGCCAGAUAGUCAUAUCUCGGAAAAUGACGAGAAUAUUCCACCAAAUCAGAUCCCUCUACAGGAUCUCUCAAAAGCAGGAGAUGCCCAGGAGCGUGGUAGAAACCGCGCGGGGAGCAGUCUCUUUUCACAACCAUCAUUGAUCGGGAGGGGAUCGCGCAGGGCUUAUGCAAGCGUCGCAGAGGAGUCUCCAGUUGAUUCGGCUGGACCGAGCAAGAAUCCAUUUCAACGCGCGCCGACGAGAUAUACCGAUGUCAGCUCACCGAUUGACGACCUGGGAGGCUUUGCGCAAGCAAUGUCAUCCGUUGGCCUCAACUUCGAUGGACCGCAAUCGAGGACGUCAAUAUCGGGCCCGUCGAUAGGCCACGGUUUCAACGACGCUGCUUCCGACCUUGAUACCGUACCUCUAGACCCCUACGACGCCCACGACCCUCACGGUGGCUACAACCCCUCCGCAGACGACGAUAGGGUAGGGUUGACUGAUCCUCGAUAUCUCCAACCGAUAAGUGGCGCAGCCGGGACAGACGAGCGACGAAGUACUGACACCGGUGCUCACUCUUCACAUUUUGGCGGUUCACGACUGGGUGAUGAUCUACCUCAUUUGGAGGACGGGCUAGGGAGCCGCCGUGGCAGCCGUGCCCGGGAUCGAUCACGUUCUUUAUCUCCAACGGCGUCGGGCGGGGCUUUGCAGCGCGCUGGCUCCAUGGUCAAAUCUAUGUCGCAGCGUGUGGUCAACCUGAGUAAUGAACCGGAAGUUGUACAACAGUCGAUUGAGAGGGAGGAACUUAAUAAAAAUGCGCGCCUGGACGGACCGCCGGUCCUGCCUGCGAUGGUCGAUUAUGCAGGCAUUACCAUUCCACAGCCUGAAGCGGUUCGCGAGAAUCGCGCAAGCACACUAUGGAAAGAGCGAAAUAACCCGUUCAGAGGCAGGUCACUAGGAUUUCUGGGACCCAGUAAUCCUCUCCGGCUGUGGCUGUGCGAUAUUUUGGUGAAUCCGUUCAUGGAGCCCUUCAUCUUGAUCGUCAUCGUCAUUCAAACCAUCUUGUUGACCGUUGAAGAUGCACUCCCCAAUUACCCACAAGGGGUAAAAUGGGGUAGCAACAAACUUGAUUAUGUUUUCUUCGUGAUCUUCGUCAUCUAUACCCUGGAGAUUGGCUCCAAAAUCUUGGUUUCUGGACUUAUAUUCAACCCUGUCGAAUACAGUACACUGAAUCGCAGCCUCGGUGUCAGGAAAGCGAUUGCGGAGAAGGGCAGGAACCUGAUCACGCCACAUCGUCAGAUGACGACCAAGAAAGCAUCGAUGCUUCAGGCUGAGCCACAGGCCUCAAUUCUGCGCACGUUUACGGGGAUGAAUGCAUUAGAUCCCCAAGUUUACGAAGACCCUUUACACAAACGUCGCGUCAGGCUUGCCCACCGCGCUUUUCUUCGACACUCGUUCAACCGGCUGGAUUUUGUAGCUGUGGUCGCUUUCUGGGCAUCCUUUGUACUUACGUUGUCUGGGGUUGAGGAUGCGCACAAGAUAUACAUCUUUCGAAUGCUGAGCUGUCUCCGCAUCCUACGUCUUCUUGCUAUGACUAACGGCACUUCGGUGAUCCUUCGGAGUCUCAAACGAGCAGCUCCUCUACUCGUUCAUGUCGCAUUCUUAAUCGGGUUCUUCUGGCUUCUUUUUGCCAUUAUCGGUAUCCAGAGCUUCAAGUCCAGUUUUAGAAGGACUUGUGUUUGGAUUGACCCCGAGGGCCAGAGCAAUUACACCUUGAAUGAUCCAUGGGACACCGUACAAUUCUGCGGCGGGUACCUUAAUAGCACAACUGGAGCAAAGAACGCAUGGCUUGACUUUAACGGCGAUAGUGCAGGUUUCAGCCCGAAAGGAUACAUUUGUCCCCAAGGCUCCAUUUGCAAGGAAGGUGUCAAUCCAUAUGCAGGGACUGUGAGCUUCGAUAACAUCUUUCAAUCCUUGGAGCUGGUUUUCGUAAUCAUGAGCUCCAACACAUUCACCGACCUGCUCUACUACACAACCGACAGUGACUACCUCGCAACCGCUUUGUUCUUUGCCUGUGGGUUUGUCAUUUUGAGCUUGUGGUUGGUCAAUCUGCUAGUUGCGGUCAUCACCCAUUCUUUCCAAGUUAUUCGAGAAGAGAGCAAGCGCAGUGCUUUUGCUGUUCAGAAAAUUGAUAAUGUCGACGAAGAUGAGACAUCAUCUCGCAAUAUCAGCUCUCUUAAGCGCGUUUAUGAUCAAACAGAGUGGGUCUGGGUUUGUCUCAUCAUUUUUGAUCUCAUUGUGCAAGCACUUAGAAGCUCGACGAUGUCCAAUGAACGAGCCCGAUUUAUCGAUACCACGGAGACCGUCGUCACUCUCGUUUUCCUGGUCGAAAUUAUCCUGCGAUUUGCCUCGGAUUGGCGCGUUUUUCAUCGACGACAGCGUAAUUUGGUAGAUCUGUUCCUUGUGAUUAUUACCUGCGUGAUCCAACUGCCACCCAUCAAAAACUCCGGUCGUCCAUACACAGUUCUCACCCUGUUCCAGAUUCUUCGGGUCUAUCGCGUUGUCCUGGCCUUUUCUGUCACCAGGAAGUUGAUCAUGGUCGUAUUCCGCAAUACUGUCGGUCUUCUCAACCUGAUCUUUUUCCUCUUCUUGAUGACCUUUCUAUCUGCCAUAUUUGCAACACAGCUGUUCCGCAACCAGAUCCCAGCCACGGAUCCAGGUGGUGCCUCCAUCUUAAUCAACUUUUCAAAUAUCUACAACUCGUUCCUUGGAAUGUACCAAAUUCUUUCAAGUGAGAAUUGGACCACAAUUCUUUACAACGCCACCUCAUAUACAACCAAACACAACACAGCUUGGAUCUCGGCCACAUUCAUCGUUCUUUGGUUCAUUGUGGCCAACUUCAUUAUCCUAAACAUGUUCAUUGCUGUCAUUCAGGAAAGCUUUGAUGUUUCAGAAGACGAAAAACGAAUGCAUCAAGUCCGUGCCUUCUUGGAACAAAAGCAACUCGAUGGAACGCACCAAGGAAACCUAGCACUUUCGAAGAUUCUUCGUGUGGGUCGAGACUCUGCCCGGUACAAAGAUCCACUCGACUAUGGCCCUGCAGCGUUAGAAAUGUUGCUGAAAGACGCUGUGGUGCACGAAUUCCUCGACGAAGAACAGAAUUCGCAAGAAGAACGAGAUAGACCAAAGGAACAGCGAAGGGUGAGCGCAAUGCCCGAAGGAGGGGCGCAGGAGAUCAUUCAACCGGGUUGGAUUUCGCUCUUGUGGACAAAAGUCUCCACACUUAUCAUGCGCCGGGAACCGAAUCCUUUCUACUCAAGGCUGAAGUUUUCCCGCGCUUACGAGGAAUUGGACCCCAGAACCAUGGCAAGAGAAGUCGUCACUGCGGCAGAACAGAGAAAACGGGACCAGCGAGAAUACCUGAUCAAGCAUCCCAAUUAUAACAAGUCACUGUUCAUUUUCCACCGAGAUCACCCUGUUCGGAGGCUCUGUCAGCGAAUCGUCGGCCCGGGGCGUGGCCACCAACGAGUGGAAGGCGUGGACCCGUACAAACCAGUUUGGUAUGCCUUUUCCGCUUUUAUUUACACCACCAUUGUCGCCAUGGUCCUUCUCGCCUGCAUCACGACGCCAUUGUACCAGAGGCAGUUUUACCGUACCGACCGCAAUUGGUUCGUCUAUACCGAUCUUAGCUUUGCCAUCGUCUUCACCGUUGAAGCGACGAUCAAAGUGAUCGCCGACGGCUUUUUCUGGACGCCCAACGCAUUUUUCCGGAGCUCCUGGGGCUUUAUUGACGGUCUUGUACUGGUAACCUUGUGGGUUAGCGUUGGCGGCUCUCUCAGAGAGGACUGGAAUGUCUCCAGAGCUAUUGGCGCCUUCAAAGCACUGAGAGCGCUGCGUCUGCUAAACGUCAGCGACAGUGCCAAAGACACUUUCCACUCUGUCAUUAUCGUUGGAGGAUGGAAGGUCGUGGCUGCUGCCGCGGUUUCCAUGAGUUUCCUGAUUCCUUUCGCGAUCUACGGGGUGAAUCUGUUCAAUGGCCAGAUGGUCAGCUGCAACGACGGCAACUUUUCAGGAAAUUUAACCAACUGUGUCAAUGAGUUUUCAAGCUCACCCUAUAACUGGGAUGUUCUUGCCCCGCGCGUGCCUUCAAACUCCUACUACGACUUCGACAAUUUUGGUGACUCUCUCUUCAUUUUGUUCCAAAUUGUCUCCCAAGAAGGUUGGGUCGACGUGCAAGAAAGUGCGAUGGGUAUCACUGGGAAGAUGAUGCAGCCGCAAGAUUCGAUUGCGCCAGAAAACGGCUUGUUCUUCGUCGUGUUCAACUUGCUUGGUGCCGUGUUUGUCUUGACACUGUUUGUUUCUGUGUUCAUGCGUAAUUACACAGAACAAACCGGUGUUGCUUUCUUGACAGCCGAGCAGCGUUCUUGGUUGGAGCUGCGAAAACUUCUUCGGCAGAUCUCGCCCUCAAAACGAUCCUUCGAUGACAAGAGCAAAAAACUGCGACUAUGGUGUUAUCGAAUCUCAGUCAAGAAGCACGGCCGCUGGGCAUGGUUCGUGACGCUCAUACUUUGUGUUCAUCUGCUAUUACUUGUGCUGGAAUACUAUCCUGAACCUAUCUGGUGGGAGAAGACGCGAGCCAUCAUCUUUUUCGCUUUUAUGUUUGUCUAUGUGGCGAAUGUUCUUAUUCGAUUAAUUGGCCUAGGAUGGCAUCGGUUUAGCCGAAGCUCGUGGGAUCUAUUCUCUCUCGUUGCUGUUCCUGGCGCUUCUAUUACCUGCAUCUUGGACAUUUCAAUGGGCCAAAAUCACGUCGUGGUGGAGCUUAACAAGCUCUUCCUUGUAUCCGUGGCUCUGUUGCUUAUCCCGCGGAACAACCAGCUUGACCAACUGUUCAAAACGGCUGCAGCUAGCUUGUCAGUGAUCGGCAACCUUCUAGCUACUUGGUUCGUUCUAUUCUUGGUGUUUGGUAUCGCAAUGAACCAAGCCUUCGGCCUCACUAAGUUUGGCGAGAAUGAGGAUCACAAUCAAAACUUCCGCGACGUGCCAAAGUCUCUGAUUUUGUUGUUCCGAGCCAGUUGUGGUGAGGGAUGGAACCAGUUUAUGGAAGACAUUGCCACUAUGGCUCCACCUAUGUGCACAUACGACUCCAACUUCCUCGCUUCUGAUUGCGGCAGCGCGGCGUGGGCCCGUUGUCUCUUCAUCGCAUGGAACCUGAUCAGCAUGUAUAUUUUCGUGUCACUUUUUGUUUCGCUGAUCUUCGAAAGCUUUUCCUAUGUCUACCAGCGGAGCAGCGGGCUUUACGCGAUCAGCCGUGAAGAGAUUCGCCGGUUCAAGCAAGCGUGGGCCACCUACGAUCCGGAUGGGACAGGAUUUAUCUCAAAAGAUCAGUUCCCCAGGCUACUCGGCGAGCUCUCUGGUGUCUUUGCAGUGCGGGUCUAUGAGGGAGAAUUCACGGUUGGGAGCAUACUAGAGAAGUGUCGGGUCGCACCUCAAAGGAAUUCGAUGGGUUCUCAUGUAGCAAGAAAUUCGCUUGCUGACCCCCGGCAAUCGAUGCGGCCCAACGCCCGUGUUGUGGCCGGUGUCGAUCUGGACGAGCUUUCUCGCAUUGUAUCGACGAUACCAGUUCAAACCAUCCGAGAACGACGCAAGCGAUUGAAUACCUUCUACGAAGAAGUCCUUGUGUCAGCUGACCCUGAUCGCGGUAUUUCCUUCCAUCAGUGUCUGAUGAUUCUCGCGCAUCACAAUGUGAUUAGUGAUAGUAAGAGUUUGCGCCUCGAAGAAUUCUUACGUCGCCGAGCACGGUUGCAGCGCGUGGAGGAGGCUGUUCGUCGAAACACUGUCAUCGGUUUCUUUGAUACCCUAUACUGGUAUCGCCAAUUCCACCGCAAGUUGCAACUUAAGAAAAACGGCCGGAUGGAUGGGGUCCCGACAUUCUCCGUACCAGAGAUCUUCGUCGACGAAGGCGAUGAGCCCGAGCAUGAGCAACCACCUUCUGGUGCAAUGACACCGCAGACACAGCCCGAGUUUGACGGAGACUACUCACCUAUGCUCUCACCUGUCUCGCACCACCGACGAGCGGAGUCUAGUCCAACUGGGCGCCGAACUCUACCUCGCAUCGAUACCAACCUAACUGGGCACGCAUCAGGGUCCAGCACACCGACGAGAGAGUGGUCCAGUAUCAGUCCCUCGCGCACCCCGCGAGAGAUGUAUGGGGAUCGCACUUCGUUCGACACAACCGAAACGCAUGAGACGCCUUCUCUCACCACUCAUUCGCGCCAGAACAGUGCCAUGAAUGCUCAAGACGUCAUGUCAUCGCUAGAUAACUCCGCCUGGGGCGAGAGUAUUCGGCGUAGUUUCACGCAGCGACGACCGGGCGACCGAACUACUGAAUAG